UCAUUUUUAGAUUGGGCACGACCAAUUUAAAAAUAAAAUAAAAGAAAACAUCGGUUUCCCUUCCAUAAGAAGACUCUAAUCUCCUCAACCACUUAAAGGUUUAAUGCCAAAUAUCAUUUGGCGCGUCAGGACAAUUUGGUCAUUUUGUUAUAUAUAUAUGUAUAGGCCAAAGAAAGUAUUGAAUCCUAAAAUAUCAGCACUUGUUGGUCUUUUUGUUUCUCUAUGUAUGAAAGAAAAAGAAGAAGAGGGAGAAGCUGAAACGUCCACCGAUACCUGGGUCCAUCCGACCUUUUUCUGGGGCGUCAUCACUAAAAUCUUAACCGCCUGAUUUUUUAAUCCAACGGUCCACACUUGCCUGCUAGUAGUUACACUUCUCUUUCAGUGGUUUAUUUUGAUAAACCCUAGAAACUUUCACGCCCCAACUCUCCUCCUCCUCCGCCUCCGCCACAGCUCUACCCCUCACCCUGCAACUCAAUCUGAACAGAAGAGACAUCCGUUUUUUCCCCUAAAUAAGAGGAAAAAAUUAUCAAAAGUUCAGAUCUUUAGACUUCUGUAGAUCUUUAACAGAUGGCGGAUUGAAAAGAGUUUCACUUACUUUUCGACUCUCUUAUUUCCGGGUAAUAUUUACUGGUUUCUCUAAUUUAUAUUUGUUGGUGAGGAUAAAGUUUCUAUCUUUUGAGCCGUUUCUGUAGAUUAGAUGAUAUUAUAUCUGGGUUUUGUGUGGUUUUUGGCGGUGGUGAAGACCCUCAUGCAGUGAAGUAUCUUGGUGUUUGGGACGAGUUAGACCGGGUUUGUAACCGAGUCUUGGGGGUUCUUGACCGAGUUUGGCUGGGGAAGAGCAUUAAUUGAACGGGUUUACGGGUUCCCCCCCCACCCUUCUUAUACUACGGGGUAGCUUUGACGAUUGAUCUGGGUCGUAUGAGUCCGUGACUGAGUUGGGGCUGGGGUUGCGGACUGACCUUAGUUAGGAUGACUGGAUUUUGCGGAUUCUUGAUUUUAUGACUGCUAAAAGUUGUGUGGGCCUAUUCAGACUGAGUGAGGAGUGAGUGGGUCAAUGAUUAAUUUGAGUUUGGAAAACUGGAUUGGAGUGGAGAAAUUGCUUAGUUUUCAGUUCAAAGAUAAACCUUGGUUGGGUUUUGGUUUUGGAAUAUCAAGAUUUAGCAUGCGCCUAGACUGUAUCAAGAUUUGAACUUUGUGACACUCUGAAAUUCUAUCCUGGAUGUCAAGUUUAGUUGGGUGGGAUAGAAUACUGAGGCAGGUUUUUGGUCUUUGAAGUGCUCAGUGUUUUGGUUUUGGCCAAUUUUGAUCAAAGUAUCAUUGAAUUGGUACAGAGAGAAGAUUGAUUCAGUUUUGCCUUGUAAAAAUAACGUUCCGAUGCCUUCUGUGGGAAUGAGAAGGACUACCAGGGUUUUCGGAGCGAGGGUGUUGAGAUCAGGAAGGCGUCUAUGGACAGGGACAGGGACAGGAGAUGGGAAGUACACGAAGAGUGCCAAUGGGGACGAGUGGAUUGAGCUUCUUGAAAAUUCUGGGGAUGGUGGAGGUGGUGCCAAUCAACGCAAAGAACGUGGCAGGCAUGGAAACGAGGCUGCUGCUAAGCAGGAAGUCAGGGGAAUGGAUGUUGACGUAAAAGUAGUGAAAUCUGCUCCAGAGAAAGUUUUGCAUGAGGGUUUGGAUGCAGAGAACCAUGUUGGCAAGAGGUGGGGAGUUGUAUAUACAAGAAAGCGGAAGUGUGUAGAUUCUAGUCUUGUUGAAUCUUCAGAUAAUGGUAAUAAGAAAAGGAGCAUAGAUGACAAGAGGUAUGGGAGGCAGUUUUUUAGAAAGCAGUGGAGGAAGAAAAACAUACAGACGGAGUUGGCUGAACCAGGUGAUUCAAAUAUGGCUUUGAUGGCACUAGAAGAAUCACUAGAUAAUGCCAGAUGUCAUUUCCUUUUGGUAGUUUUUGACUCUUCCUGUUGUAGCUGGUAUAUGGCUGCAUCUUUUCUGAAUUCUAUUUUGAGGUAUAUGAGGCAGGCAAGAGUUGGUAUCCAGCAGCUAUUUGCAUUCCUUCACUCCAAGGCAAUUGCGCUUGUAUACUCUUCUUGUGGCAUCCAUUUUCUGCAGGGCUCUAAUGUAGUUGCCGAGCGUGGAGUUUGCGUGAUAUGGGGUACCAGUUGUUUGGUACCGGUUUUUGCUGUGGAUUAUUCUGCAGUUCCUCAUUGUUUUAUGUAUUUGCAUUCAAGAAUGCUACUCCAUUUUGCUCAUCUGAUGUAUUCUGUUGAACGAUGGUUAGUGGGUAUAGAUGAUAAAAAUGAUAAUUUAUCAAAACUGUCCAUGCUUACUGAAAGCGUCCAAACUUCUGAUUACUCUGGGAAGACGGAGGUGUCAGUGUCAGUGUCAAAUGUUGCUCCUACUAAAUUAACUGGUCGAAACCUGCAACUGAGGAAUGGUCGUAACAUUCAGAGAAGUUCAUUUAGAUCAAAGAGGGGCAGACGGCCUUCCUCUUUUGGUGCCCGAAAAGCUAAUGGAGCUUUGGCUUCUAAUCUACUUAGCUUUAGACAUAAUAGCAAUCAACUUUCCCCAAUAACACCGAGACAUGAGCUUAGGAGUUCGACUGUCAGGCAUUCUGUCACAAAUAUCAAACAAGUCAAGUCUUCCCUGGGGGGAUUGAAACAGGAUAUUGAUCCCACUAGCUGUUUUGCAAAUAUACUGGUUAUAGACUCUGACAAGUGUUAUAGGGAAGGAGGAGCUAUUGUCACAUUAGAAGUUUCUGCUGAAAAACAGUGGCAUCUUGCAAUAAAGAGAGAUGGAGUGAAGAGGUACAGUAUCAUCACUCAAAGUCUUAUGAGAGCAUGUAAUUGUAAUCGCUUCACUCAUGCCAUGAUGUGGGGUAUGGAUAGUGGUUGGAAGCUAGAGUUCACUGAUAAGCAGAACUGGUCGAUUUUCAGAGACCUGUACAAGAAGUGUUCAGAUCGCAAUGCACGGGUUCCUGUGGAGAGUUUCAUUCCUGUUCCUGGGGUGCAUGAAGUGUCUGGUUAUGUGAACAGCGGCAAUUAUGUAAGGCCUGCUACAUAUAUAAGUGUAAAAGAUGAUGAACUGAGUAGGGCGUUAGCAAGGAGAACAGCAAACUAUGAUAUGGACUCUGAUGAUGAGCAGUGGCUAAAUAAGAAUGAGUUUCAUAAACUUUUGUCUGCAGAGGAGUUUGAGUUGGUAAUUGAUGCUUUUGAGAGAGGUUUUCACAGCAAUCCAGAUGAUUUCUCUGAUGAAACAACAAUUCCUAACAUAUGCCUGAAUGUGGAAAGGAGUGUUUUAGAGGCUGUGCACAGCUUCUGGGUUAAUAAACGGAAGCAGAGACGCGCAUCCUUGAUCAGGAUUUUUCAGUUGUAUCAGCCAAGGAGAACCCAAAUGAUACCAAAUUCUGUCCUCCGCAAGAAAAGGACAUUCAAACGACAGGGAAGCCAAAUUGGAAGAGGCAAACAGCGUCCUUUUCUUAAAGUAAUGGCGGCUGAGCAAGAUGCUGAGGAACAACAAAAUGCCGUUUUGAAGGUGGAAGAAGCCAAAGCUGCAGCAGACAGGUCAGAAGGGUUGGCGGUUCUUAAGCGUCAAAGAGCUCAGCAGCUCAUGGAAAAUGCUGAUUUGGCAUCUUACAAAGCUGCCAUGGCACUUAAAAUUGCUGAAUUGGCUCAAAUUGCGGAAUCGACAGAUAACGCUGAUCUCCGUCUCCCAGUCGGGUUACUGGAUUUGUUUCCGGAGACCUGAGCUCAAAUUGCUGAGAGUACCCAUGGCGGCCUUUUUGAGAGUGCCUUGGAGGUGGUUCAACCUUUGACAGUAGUAUCAUUGUUGUAAUUUUGUAUAGAUUCUGAUUGGGGAUGUACAUUCUGUAUUAUGACGUCAUACGCGGAUUUCUACAAGAACUUUGAAUUGUUUAAAAGAAAACGCAGGAAAAUAGAGAAAAUAGUGUUUUUUUUUUUU
Molecule: messenger RNA, 3948 nt
Organism: Coffea arabica (coffee)
Lineage: Eukaryota; Viridiplantae; Streptophyta; Magnoliopsida; Gentianales; Rubiaceae
Biological process (GO): regulation of transcription by RNA polymerase II
Cellular component (GO): NuA4 histone acetyltransferase complex
Source: RefSeq, a predicted model, not a curated record